Messenger RNA from Gamsiella multidivaricata, 1671 nucleotides. RefSeq lists its product as uncharacterized. Bases 269 to 1447 code for a protein of 392 amino acids. Gene Ontology annotation, cellular component: plasma membrane; extracellular region; cell surface. Gene Ontology annotation, biological process: establishment of cell polarity; osmosensory signaling pathway via Sho1 osmosensor; signal transduction involved in filamentous growth. The transcript has a single exon. The record is from RefSeq and is a predicted model, not a curated record. Lineage: Eukaryota; Fungi; Mortierellomycota; Mortierellomycetes; Mortierellales; Mortierellaceae. Gene Ontology annotation, molecular function: osmosensor activity.
UGCGGCAGUGACGACGACUCUCCGUACACCCAUCACAGUACCAGGUACAGGUGCACGGACGGAAGUUACGCAUGGUACCAUCACCCACACGACUGAGACGACAACGACGGCAGUGACACCAGAGUUGACGCCGACGGUGACGACCGAGCCGGCACCGGUUGUCCCGACAGAGGCGUCGGUUUCAUUGACCCUGAGCGUUGUUCCCGUGGAACCGACGCCGGUAUUAUCGGGUAAUUUGACGACGACGGUGACGGUGACGACCACGCUGAUGGGCUCUGGGCGGAGACCGACGAUAGCGACGACUGGGUCGACGAAUCUUACUGCCACGUCCAUCCCGACCCCUACCCCUAGUCCCACAACCACGACUGCUACUGCUACUGCUACUGCUACUGCUACUGCUGCUACUACCACCACUACUACCACUACCACGACUACGAUUACUACGACUACGACUACGACUACUGCGGCUGCAACGAUCACGACGACCACGACGAAUAGUCCGACCACAUCGCAUCACACCCGAUCCACACGGAGCACGACCCCCUGGCUCCCCAGCACGAUCGUCCCGAUCACGGCCCCGCAGACGACCUCGACUCCCUCGCCUGGCACAUCCCUUCCGGACGUGGUGAUCCCGAACCUGCACCCGGACAUUCCUGAUGGCUCAUUCAACGUACAUCUGCGAUAUGAGCAUGUAUCGUACUAUCAGGUGAUCAACAAUGGUGUCCUCGCCGCCCAGCUCGUGUCGUUCAUUCCUGCACAGCUGAGUCAGGUCCUGGGAGUGGACUCGAGCUUGAUCCUCGUGCUGGCGAUCCGGGAUGGAUCCGAUCAGUCCUCGAUGAUGAACAAGAACCAGGUCAGCGGCAAAGGAGGAGAAGGGGCGAAGAGGAAGCGGGCGCUGGUGACGUCGACCAAUGUCGCGGACGCGAUUUUGGUCACUGUCGCGAUCCCUCGAACUCAGUAUUCGAACCUGGAGACCUUGGUCAAGGACAGGGAUAGUUCGCUCCAUAUCCCCGGCGCCGAUACCUUUGGACAGUACCUCGACCCGACUUAUCCGCUCAGUAACCGUCCCCCGACCUCGGGCUCGAACGGCAGUGGCGGCAACAGUGGCGGCAGCAAUGGCAGCAGCCGUGGCAACGGCAACGGCAGCGGCAGCGGAGGUGAUGAUGGAACCCAGGAUCCGAGUAUCGCGGACCCGUUGACGGGCGAUUCGGGGACGGUGACGCCGGGCUCGGGGGGGAAGAGUCAUGGACCGGUGAUCGGUGCGGUGGUCGGGUUGGCGACGGCAGCGUAUGUGGGGAUCGCGAUGGUGGUGGUGAGGAAGUAUAGGGCCAAGAAGGAGAAGGAACAGCAGCGACAGCAUGAACGAGAGGUCUUGCAGAGGAAUAUCUCGGGCCCGAUCGUCCAACAAGGUGAUAGCACCCAAGGAUGGGGCUGGCAUAACUCAUAAGGGACGUUUAUUUAUUUUUAUUUUAUUAUAUUUAUUCAUAUAUCGCUCCCUCGAACCUGGGUUCCUUUUUCCUUUUCCUUUCCUCCAGAAACCCCCCUCCCAAAACGCAUACCAUUUAUACACGAUUCUAGCUAAUGACUUUAAAAAAAAAAGAAAAAGAAAAACAACUAAUCCGAUCCGAUAAUUUAUAUAAUAAAGAGCAGGCGAGAAAUGCUGCUGUGAAG